This is a messenger RNA of Panonychus citri (citrus red mite), 3389 nucleotides long. Its product is annotated as innexin inx2-like. The transcript has 2 exons. Gene Ontology annotation, biological process: phototransduction. Gene Ontology annotation, cellular component: plasma membrane; gap junction. Bases 1342 to 3090 code for a protein of 582 amino acids. Lineage: Eukaryota; Metazoa; Arthropoda; Arachnida; Trombidiformes; Tetranychidae. Gene Ontology annotation, molecular function: gap junction channel activity. The record is from RefSeq and is a predicted model, not a curated record.
GAGACGCUUGAGAAAUAGUUUAAAUCAUUUUUUACCUCUUCCUCCUCCUCCCUCUUCAUCAUCAUCAUCAUCAUCUCCUCUGUUCAUGGUUAUCAGAAUGAUAAAUAAUAUACUUUUACAAUAAUCAUUGAAACAUCAUGAUCAUCAUGGUGAUCAUUAAAUUGAUGAAGAUAAUCAAUGUUAACAACAAAGUUAAUUGUGAUUGAAAAUCAUUUUAAAAAUGGUUAACAACCAAAUCUCAGUCUUUAUAACUGUUUAUAAGACAAACUUGGUUACUUGUAACGCUAUUAUUUUAAUCAACAACAAUUAACUAACUAACACAUACACACAAUUUAUUUAUUUAUCCUUUUUUUUGUUACUGUUUUGUGUAUGUGAUUUAUUUCAUCAUUAAACUACAAUUUAAACUCAUCAAACUGUAAAUUAACACUGGAACAACAAUUAGAUUGUAUAUCAACAUGAUUCUCAUAAUCAUCAACCCGAUUACCUUUUUUAUUUGUUUUGAUAAAAUGAUCAUCUUAUUAUUUUAAUUGUAUUCACAUUGAGAUGAUGAUCAUUUAAAUUGUUCAAUAAUCAACAGUCUAUAACAAUCAUCAUCAUCAUCAUCACCAACAGGACAUGAUAACAAUCAAGAUUCAGAUGAUAAUCAUCAACACCAAUGGUUUAAUGUUAAUCAACGACACUUAAUUUUCAUCUCAAUUGAAAAGGCAAAUUGUCAACAAUAAACGCGAAAAAUGAAAAAACAAAACACAAUUUACUUGUUAAUCAUCAUCAGUGUUUAUUAAUAUUUAUAUAUAAUUACUAAUUAACGAUUAUCACUAAUCAAUGAACAAAGUAAAUACAAUUGAGUGGUGACUUUUGAUUCUUAUUGUUUUAAUUGUCACAAAUGCAAGGAGGAAAUUUUAAUCAGUGACAAUGUGGAUUAAUUGUUAUCUCUACCAUUUAAACUACGAUAUAUUUUCACAAUUAACCAAAUCCCUAAUCUCAAAGUGAUAAUCAAAGUUAAACAAUUUAAUAAUUAUCGGAUUUAAAUGAUAAGAUAAAGUUUCCAAAGGGACACUCGAAAUGGACUGAAAAAGUUAAUGGUCAAGAUUUAAUUGUCUUCCUUACCAUUUCCAUCUUCAUCUCAAUCGUAUUCAUACAAAGUGUCCAUCAUAAUCACAAUUAACUUGUCCGAAUUUAAAAUUCUAAACAAUUAAAUUGUGAAUUUUAAUUCUCUUCUCUUGUAACCAUUUUCGUUUCCAUCUUCAUCAUUAUUUUUUUUUUCUAUUUCGUUUCGUGUUUGUUUGUGUCUCUGUUACACGUUAAUUCAUCAAAAUAGCUUCGAUUAAUUGUUCGGUUCCUAUGUACAAUACUGAAUCACUUGGAACAACCAUGAGAUCAGUUACACGGGCACCAGUUACCUUACCGGAAAUAAAGAAACACUUAAGUGAUGUAAGAAAAUUUUCCUCCAAUUUAUGGUCUUCAUCUAAAGUGAAUGUGAAAAUUGACAAUUUCAUACUAACUCUUCAUUCAGUGAUUACAGUUCAAAUUUUAAUGGUUGGAACGAUGUUCGUCUCAAUGAGACAAUAUUUCGGUGAACCAAUUGAUUGUUUAACUAAAGAUUCCGAUAUUAAAGCCUCGCUUAUUGAACAUUAUUGUUGGAUUGAAGGUGCAUUCUCAGUUCUCGGCGGCGGGGAAACCGGAACCUCUUCAGCCUACCCUGGAGUGGCACCGACAACUUCAGCCUCGAUUAAGAGACACCACAAAUACUACCAGUGGGUCUACUUUGUCCUAAUCAUUCAGGCGGUAAUGUUUUAUUUGCCAAAGUUUCUAUGGCGGUCAACUGAAUCGGGACGACUCAAAGAUCUAAUCAGUAAAUUAUCGGGUAAAUCAGUGGCCGAACUAGAUGAAAACUCGAGGAUAGCCCUUGUCCAAGAAGUGGCCGAUAAUCUUGGCAUCUCUCACAAUUAUCUAAUCACCGUGAUCCUCUGUGAGGUUUAUUGUCUUGUCCAUCUUGCAGUACAAAUUUGGUUUACCAAUAUAUUUCUCGGUGGUUCAUUUUACACCCUUGGAUUAAGAUGGUUAUCUUAUGCUAAUCACUAUUCGAGCGAUGAUCCGUUAAUCUCGAUAUUCCCUCGAAUGGUAAAAUGUACAUUCCAUAAGUAUGGUUUCUCUGGUACCAUGGAGACUAAGGAUGCUCUUUGCUUCCUUCCAUUGAACAUUGUCAAUGAAAAAAUUUACGCUAUUCUUUGGAUUUGGUUUGCGAUUUUACUUGCGAUCACAACUCUCCAUUUGACCGUUGAAACAUUUUUCAUCUCAUUCCGAUCAAUGAGAAUACUCAGAGUCUCUUGGUUAGCCCCAGGGUGUAAUCAAUCUUUCGUCCGUGGUAUUUGUAAAAGAGCUGGACACUGGUUAAUCUUAAGCUUUGUCGCAAAUAACAUUAAACCCUCUUAUUUUAGGGAUUUGAUGGCUUAUCUUGAGAGAGAUCAUUUUGAUCGGAAAGGUCGACCUCUUCAUAUAUCUCGAGUUGGUGAAGCUCUUGCGGUCAAGAUAACUGGUUCUAAAGUACCUUCAGCUGGCCAGUCUACUAGUAAAUCGAUGGGAUCAAAAAAAUCGUUCAAAAAACAAUUACCCAGUUCUAAUUUGACCUCAGCGUUGACCUCAAACCUUAUGGGAUCAAAUAAACACCACAACUUAUCAACAUAUCUACGAACCAGUAAUUGUGACCCUCCUGGUCCAGGGUUUGUUAUUGGAACUGCUUCUAAUGAUUGGCGUCGUUCAUAUGAAUGGGAUGAAGAUAAUGGUACCAAUGAAGUUACCAAAUUAACUUCCGGUGUUAAUUAUGACCAUUGCGACGGGGUGAUGGCCAACGAUUGGGAGCAAAUGGGCCGUUCUCAUGUUACAACGAUCGGUGGUCGUCCUGAUGAUGAAGAUUACAGUGAAGGAGAGGGAAGGACGGGCGAAGGUUGUAGCGGUGAGGGUAACAUCGAUUGGCACAAUGAAUGGCCUGAUGAAUCUCCGACGGACGAUGAGCAAACUUAUGAUAAUCGUCGAUCAGCUAAUCAAGUCAAUUUAGAUUUAAACAAAAAAGUUAUUUGGCCAAGUCAAUGAAUCCAAUUCACAAUAAUUUUGCCAUUGAAAAGGAUCAAUCAAUCAAUCAACAAACAGAAAAUCAAUUCCCAUUCAUUUAUAUAUAUAAUAUUUAUCAUCGUCAUUGACUAAUUAUUAUCAUUCUCAUUAUUAAUCAACAAGAAAAAAACAACAAUUUGUAUCAACUAAAAGUGUAACUUCAAUGCACGAACCUUUUUUUUAUACAUUAAUCAGAACUCAAUUAAUUAUAAUUCCCUAAAUUACAAAAUCUUUUUGACACUUAAACAUGAAUAUUAAAAAUAUCCUCUAAUUGUCAUUAA